Molecule: messenger RNA, 381 nt
Organism: Fusarium sp. VM40
Lineage: Eukaryota; Fungi; Ascomycota; Sordariomycetes; Hypocreales; Nectriaceae
Source: the annotation of a GenBank genome assembly
AUGGCUGACGAGCCAAAUCUAAACCCACUCGAAGGGUUUCCGUCAUUCGAACCCGUAUAUAACAGCGACGAGAUCGAACACCUGAACGGCGAAGAAGACAGGGCUUGGAAAGAAGCAUUCCGACAUGAAUGGACGACAAAGGGUCACCAAGUGGUCCCACACGAGAAACCCGAGUGGGUGUAUUGGGCAAGCCGACUUUGCACUCAGAAGAUGAUCAAAAGACUAUACAAUCAUCAGAUUGGCAAGGCUGGUAGAGACGACAGCUGGGGUAACAUCGCUGCAGUCGUAACAAAUCCCGUUGGACUAGAGACACUAUCCUUCAAAUGGCCUCGAUUGGGCAAAACGAGCCCAGCUACAAUUUCCACAGGCGGAUAUUUUUAA